CACUAGCUCAUCAACACAAAUCAAUUGUCAUUACUUCCCAACCAUCGACCUAUCUGACGGUACUGUUCGGAUUUUCCACCCCGAAACAUACACUAUCCUAAUGGAUUCCUAUGUUAAAGAUGGCCAAGUGCAUUUCAACAACGGGACUAGUUUUCGACUCGGUGAGAAUUUUGUAAAGGUUGACGAUGAUGCAGUUCAAAGAACUGUCAUUGUUGACUUGGGCAGUGGGGAUGUGGAGUUUCGAGACCUCUUAGGCGGAAAGAGUUCAUUUUAUGCAAAUGUAACAAGCGGUUUGCGGUUGGGUCACAAUAUACCUAGAGUCGUGCCACUUCUUGUUUGGAAGAAUGCUUCUGCAAUGAUUGACACCUGGAGUGGUAAAUGGACAGUAAAAUUCCCGGGCGGCAACGAUUUUAGAGAAGUUCAGAAAAUUGAAAAUGGAACAAUCCACUUGCUCUCAGGUGAAAAUGUGGCAAUUUUACUGAAGAUUAGGAAUCCAAAAUAUGCGCUUACACUUGAGCCACAUUGGGGAACUAUAAGUGUAUACAGGAAGUCAAACGGCCAUCUCUAUGGGCGGGUAAGCUAUGAUCCCCGCCUUAAGUCUACUAAUGCUCGAGAAGGAAAUUCAAUAACCAGCAAGAUCGAGGAUUCAACAAGGCCUCCCAUUGCAAAUCUGGAUGUCAUUGUGUCAACACAAUCUCCAGAAAGGGAUACCAGUGUUUGUAAAUACAUUGCUGCAAUUGACCUAACAAUUGGAACAAUUUAUCUCUAUGAUCCAAAGCAAAGGAAAAUUCUUAGUGAUUCAGAGAUUCGAGACGGCACUGCUUAUUUCAAAAAUGGAUCUAGUUUCAAGACUUGCCAUACAUUUGGUGCAUUUGAUGAUCCUGAAGCUACAAUUUCCAUUGUGAAUUUAACAACAGGGGAUUCAUUUCUUAUGAACAGAGAUAAUGGCACAGUCAUCUACAAAUCGAAUGUUUUCAGGGGAUUUCCCCAAAAAAUCAAUUCAACUCGAUCGAUUAUUGCUUGGAAUAACAUCAAGGUUCAUAUUGACACACAAAGUGGUGACUGGAUUGUUCAAGAUCCUGAAAACGGACAACUUAGAAAUGCAAAAGAGAUCAUCGAUAGCAAGAUUAUUAUGCCAGAUGAGAAAAUUAUUCCCAUACCACUCAAGCUAACUAACAAAAAUUUCUUAUUAAUUUUGGAGCCUCUUUAUGGGUCUAUUGGGGUUUAUAGAAAGACAACUGGUGAAUUGUAUGGUAGAAUUUUGUAUAAUCACGGAGACAAAAGAGAGCUUUACAAAUCAAAUACUCCUAAUAACGUUCAAAGUACUACAGCUGUUGUUCCUUUACAGGGAACUGAAGAUUUUACUGAGGCUACACUGUUAGUUAAUCCAAAAACGACACUGAAGGAGAAAAUAACAACCGAAGAUGAUGUAGCUGAAAUACUGAAAGAACAAAACCUAGGAUCCUCUAGUGACGGGUUCCAGAAUGGGAAAAGUUCUAGUGAAAUCGAAAUCGCAACAGAAAUCGAAACCACUCAAGACUCAGGAGGAAUUGGUGAAAUGGGGGUUUUCAACUUAUCGACUGAGUCAAGCAGCAGUGAGAAGCCUACUACCUCCUCAACUUUACAACCAUUCAUUACUGGUAGUAGCUCCAGUAGCAAUGUAAAUAAAGUUAUUAAAAAUAUAGUUUCUGAAGUUGAGGAGAAAACGUUACCCCCUUUAGAUAAAUAUGAAAGGAGUUCCAUCGAAUAUGAAGAAACUACUGAAGAAGCGAAACAAGCAGCAAUGGAGGAAAUUGAUGAAACCGAGGCUACUAACAUAGAAGCAAUAGGUGGAUAUAUGGAAAGUAGUACUGGAGAGAUUGAAAUAUCUUUUUCAGACUCAAAUUUUGAAAACGCCCAGACUGCUGUUGUGGAAGUGAUUAAAAAGCAUACAGAAAUUGAUUCAACUUUCACAUCGAUCCAAGACGGCGACGGCGGAAGGGUUGUGACUGAGGAGCAAACUCAAUCGACUGAGGUUGUAAGUGACUGGGAUAUAGCCUCUUCUGUUGAUGGGACUACAGAGAUGUCGCAAGGAAAGCAGGACACUAAUAAAGAGGAAAUUUUACCUGAAGAAAUAGUUCUGGUAUCUAAAGCUUUGGUAACGGGAACAGAUGUUCUUUUUUCUGAUGUGACUCAGCAUGUCCAUAUUAGUGAAGUGACGGAUUCUUCAAACGCUUCUUCUGAUACGAUUUCAUAUAUAAUGUCUGAUAAUAUUAGUCAACUACCAUCAACUGAAAUCCAAAGAACUCGUGAUGGAAAUAUUAACAAUAGUAGUGAUGCGGUAAUAUCCUCCUUCGAACCAGUAAACGAACACACAAAUGUGCUGAAAACGCCACUAGAUCGAACCACAACUCAAUCUGAAAAUACUGAAAGAAUUAACACCAUUGAAAUAACUGAAGGUGAUUCAAUGAGUUCUCAACAGAAAAUGCCUCCUGUUUUACAAGAUCAGACUCCUACUGGAACAUCAGAUACUACUGAAUUCAGAACAACAGUUGGUCUUGAAAAUGGAGAACAAUCGACUAUUGGAGCAACUACAAUCUCUGAAAUUGAAUUUAAAACAGCAAAGUUAGAAACAGAUAUAAUUACAGAAUUCGAACAGGAGACUAAAUUAUUUACUCUCAUUGGACUGAGCUUAACUAAUGACUCAACUACCGAAGGGAGUCCACUUGAGCCAAUAACUAUUGCCGACUCAACGAUUUACGGUCUUGAAAACCAUGAAACUGCGCCCAUGAAAGAUAAAAAUGCCAAUUUAAUAGAUGAAAAUUCAAAUACUGAUGCGAAUGUAAUCGUAUCAGAAAGUUCAACUCCUGAGAUAGAGUCUACCAAUGUAUCUAUGUAUACCCAUUCACUAGAUGAACAGUCAUUGGAAAUAAGGAGUGAACAAAUAGGCUCAGAGCGUUCAAACGAAGAAGCUGGAAAUAAAUCAAAACAGUCCGAGGGAACAAACUUUGUUAGCAUGUCUACUGAAAACUUCUCAGCUACUUCAAUUCAAACUGGUUAUGUAAACGAGUUCGCCAAUAAUGAAUCAAAAGUUGUUAGAGAGAAUGAUGCUGAGAUUUCAUCAAACACAGCUGAAGUUACAACAGAUACCCAUUUAAAGACUUCAAGCAAUGAGGAGCCAAUAAUUCACCUUACUGCAACGGCUUCCACUAGUAACAUAAGUAGAGAAAGAAAUACAUCUGUACCAACUGCAACCAGUACGGCAUCGUCUAUAUUCAUUUCCGAUGAAAAGGAAUCCGAUUCGACAUCCACAGCAGAUUUCGAUACAACGAAAAUUAGGAAAUAUGAAGAAUCUGAAAUCCCGACAUCCGAAAAUGAAGAAAUUACUGGAAUAAAAACUAGUGAACUUAAUUAUAGUUCUGGUGUAAACGAUAACAAUACUUCUGAAUCUGGUGCAUCUGAAUCAGGAAGUGAGGGUCAGGACUCAAGUGUAGAAUAUACAACAUCAGAUGCAUCUAUUAAGCAUGGUUCGGGUUAUAUAAAAUCAAUCGAUGUAACCGAGGAGGAAAUCCAAAUGGGCUUGACUAAUGACUUUGAUCACUUGAAAUCGACAUUUACUUACUUGGCCUUGGGGACCAGUCGGGUCGAAAACGCUGAAGUUACUACGACUUCCGAGGCUACGAAAAUCCAAGAUAAUCAGGGCACCUCCACUAGUAAAAAUGGUUUAUCCGGAAAUGAAGAUACCACGGAGAUGAUAGGCGAAUUUCUGUCCGCUGUACCAUUAGAAUCUGAGACAUCCAGUGUUAUACAAGAAUCCGAAUUGAGCUCUAUAGAUCAAGAAACAAAUGUGACAAUAACUGAUUCGGAGAUUGAUUCAAGUCUUUCCCAGUUAUUGCACACCUUACUGAGCGCUUAUGAAAUGCUUUCGGAAUAUUUUCAUUUAAUUAUUAACGCUGAUCAAGUAGGCUCAGCUACCAAAAUUCAGUUUGAAGAUGGAAAAACAACGGAAUUUACCGAAAGUUUCAAAUCUGAAACUUUAAUUCCAAGCAAACUUAGUUCUGCGGAAUCGACUUUGAGCAAUGCAGCUGUUGAAUUAAUUGCAUCAGAUAACAAACAAAGCCCGAUUUCUGAGCUCGAUGAAACCGCCUCAACGGGAACCCAAGAAUCUGAUGUAAUCAAUAAUGGUCAAGGAACCACCACGUCAAUAAAUGAAGUUAGCAAAACACUUAAAGGUGCAUCUGAUUCACUUACAGAAAUUGAAAUUUUAGACAAAACAGAUAAAUACAUUUCAACUCAAACGGAAUCAACACUAACGGAAAAUGUCACAGAGUUUUCAUACGAUUCCGAACAAGAAAUCGAUUCAAUACUGAUAUCUGCGGAGUUUACAUCUACCACUCCUGAACUGCCAACCACGGAUGUUCAAAAGGAAAGUGAAUUCAAGGUUAAAUAUGAGAGUGAAAUUACAGUAUUAGAAAAGGAAACGUCAACACCAUUUGGACAGACUUUUACAGAAGUUCCAGAUAGUGGUAAAAACCCUAGAGAUAACGUAGGUAUUGCUGUUCAGUCAGAAGCAUCUAUGACAACAAAAAAUUACUCUUCCGUUGAACUAAGUACAUUGACUAAGAGUACUGAUUUGAAAUCGAUUGAUAUUUCUGGAACAGAAGCCAAUGUAGAUUUUGCAAACUCGACACCUGCUGACGUAAACGGUGUUGAUUCUGAGAUAAACGAUCGCGAAAGCCCUGAAAAGCCAAUUGAUAAACAAUCUUCAGUAGCUACCACUGCUCUGCCUACUGAUAAAGUAUUUGAAGUGCAAAAUGAAUCAAGAUUUGCUACUGCGUUUGGUUUUUCGGAAACUAUAUCUACAUCAAACGAGCACAAAACAGCUGGGGAGGAUGUCGCGUCAUCGCAAUCACCGUUUGGUGAACAUGGAGAAUCUAGGGCAAUAUUUAAUCCCACUCAAUCUUUCCUAUCUACAGAAGAAAGUGAAAUCGAUUUUUCCACAAAAGCUACAGAAAUGCUCAUUGCUAAAGACGAAUCUUCAAGUGAAGUUGUAACGCCAACUAGUGAUGUAAUGGCUCCAGAGGAAUUAUUCAAGGAAAUUUCAACCAAGCAUAAUAUUGAAACGACCUCAUCUGACGUAACUGUGGAUUCUGAAACUAGUUUGGAAAAUUCCGAAAUGAUUGACCAGACUGCUAGAAUAAUAUCGACUACUUCCCAGCCCGCCCUGAAAGAAUUCACGGAUUCUUCUGAUUUCAGAGCUGGAAUGACCAAUCUUCCAGCUAAUUCAGAACAGCCUAGUCAUUCUGACACCGUAACCGAAACUCAAAAUGAAAAAACUGCAUUAGGCGUGAUAUCUACAGAAACUGCUAAUGGAGUAGAUAUGACAAGUAUUUUUAUAGAAGGUAGAAGUGAAUUAUCAACCAAACAGUCAGAAACUUGGGAAACUAAAACUACGAAAGAAACUUCUGGAACAACUACGCUAUUUACUGAUGCUAAAACAGCCAAACGGGGAAAUAUUAGUGAAUCUGAAAUACCUACAAAUGAUUUUACAGAUGCGACAAAUUUUGAAGUCAUUUACGGUGAAGAAAAAACUACCAUCUCAGAUGCAGUUUUCGAAACUCAUGAUUCUGAGCCCAGUACUACAGUGGCAUUUGAUAUAAAAGAAGCCGAUCCCUCGACAGUGUCGAUUAAAACAAUGGAUCCUGUGGUAGUGACUGAAAGCAAAGCUAAAAGUGAAGACACAUCCACAAGACAGGACAUCAAACCAGGUGAAUUUAUUUCAGAGGAAGGAAUGAAAAUCACUGUACCUGUCACAAAUGAACCAGUAAAGUCAUUUGAAUUCAAGAACGAUACAACAGUUGAUGAAUUUACAAGUGAAAGAGCUAAUACUGAAGAAAUUACUACCGUUUCAGGAAAUAUAGAAAUUCAACUUACAGGAACUGGUUCAACGUUAGAUUAUUUUGAAAAAGUUGACGAUUUAGAGACUAGAAGUGAGACGUUGACUAUCAAGGACAUAUCGACAGAUAAAAUCAUGCCAACUUCUUCAUUAGUUGGAGUAUCGAAACAAGAGGAAAUAAGCACUCUCUUAUCAGGAACUAAAUUUGAAGGAUCAACUACAAACUUUGAAAACAAACAAGCGGAAUCUGAAAUCAUAUCUAGUGAAGAUUUGAGUGGUUUGAUCACAACAAUUGCCGAUACAGUUGAAUCUGAUAUCACCGUAACACCAGUCUCCCACACAGUCGAGGUUGAUAUUAAAACAGCUUCUUUGUCUCAAAUAACUGGACCACAUGGAGUUAUCUCUAAUGAACAAAAUCAAACGACUAAAACGACGGAAAAUACUAAUAGGGAAAUAUUUGAAAUCUAUUCCACUGAAUCAGGUGUUGUCCCAAUAUCUAGUACUGUUAAAGUAGAUGAGAAGCCAAGUGAAAUAUCCGGAUCCAUGGAAUCCGCAACUACCGUGAUGAGUGAAAGAAAAUCCGAUGGUGAGGCCUCUAAUGUGUUAAUUGAAGGAACAGUAGUGGUUCCAUCAAAUAUUUCUUUGGUAGAAGAGACGAAUUCUGCUGACAAAAAAACUGAUGAAACGGCAAAUAUAUUAACAACAGAGUCUCAAGUUGCUGAUGAAAAAAUGACCGCAUCGGAAUCACCAGGGGUCACUUCUAGUGAUUCUAGUGCAACGUUUUCAUCCACUAUUGUAUCUGUUGAAGCAGAAGGAAGUGAAUUAAUUUUCAACGAUAACGAAAAUGAAACAAAGCUGGAGGAAGCGACUGAAUUCGAUCAAUUUCAUUCAACUACUGCUUCACAUAAUAUAAACAGUAGUACAACAUUGGCAUCAAUCACUGAUAUAUCAGCUAUUCUAAAUUCAGAAACCGGUAUCAUUAGCGACGAAUCGGAUGCCCUUAAAGCGUCAGUCGAGAGGUCAAAAUGGACCACUUUUUCAACCAGAGAUCAAACGUCUUCUAUAGCUGAUAUUUUCAAACAAAUAUUAUUUAACGCCACUGAAUCAACACCACUGUUGACUGACAUAUCAAACCCUGACAAUCUGGAGAAGAGCACCAAGGGAGCUGACACUGAUUAUAAUGAGAAUUUAGGAGAUAUUAGUUCAACAAUGACGACGGCAGUAUUUAAAGAUUUUUCGGUUUCCGGUGAAGAAUUUAAAGUUACUGAGGCGAACAAUAAUGUCACUUUAGAGACAAUAGUCCAACAAUUAACAACGAAACCUAUAAAAUCUGAAAGCGAAUUGAUUUCACCUUCGGAAGCUGACAUAAUAAUUCCUACUUCUAUCCCAAUUACUCCAAGCAUGUCAGAAGGAACUGAAGAAUCGGUGGAGAGUACUGCCACAGAACAGGACUCAAAAUCUGAAAUUGUCACUUCACCCGUCGACUUGACAGAACAAUCUUCGGAUAUCCCUACAUUUAGUUCCAAAAAAGACGUAAAAGAUACCACACAGUUAAUUGAAAUAUGUAAAAAGGUGAAAAUUGUGGAAUCCAGUGAUUCAGACUCGGUUUUUGAAACCGAGUACAUGACAACCGAUCCGAAUUCUACCGAAGGGACUGCAGCAAUUCCAGAAAAUAUCAAAAUUCCUACAACGGAAAUUUUAGAUUCUAGUACUUUCAAUAUAGAAGAUGCGAGUAAAUUAUCUUCAUUAUCUGCUGAAUCAGCAAAACCAUACGAGGAAUCUUUCGUAUCGGUAGGUACGGAUGAUAUUCCAUCAAUGAUUAUUGUAUCAGAAGAGUCUUUCUCAACUACAACGUCCACUGUCUCUAUAACAGCGGACGAAUCUACUGUUUAUACUGAAAGAUCCAAAUUCACGAUUAUUGGUGACAAAACAGUAGAAACAAGGGAGCCUAAAUCAGACGAAAAUACUCAUUUAACUACAGAAACAGAUACGACAAUUGAAAAUCAAAAAUUUCUAACUGAAUCCACUAAAAUCACAACUGAAAACAUAUCAUCCAUCGAAACCGGUGAAAUCGAAUUGAGACCGACUUCUGAAUCAAAAUUGACUGCUUUUGAAAGUACUCAAGAGGCUUCUCGAAAUGGGAAAGAUAUUGAAACCUCAACCGCGGAGGUCGCAGUCCUAACAACAAGUACUGGUGAGAGUAGAUAUGAGCAAAGCACAUCAACUGAAGCCAUCUCCACAAAGGAUGAUUUGAAUACUGUAUUUUCUGGUGACCGAGAUGGAAUAUUCACGGUGACCGUUAAAACUGAGCAUGAAACCGAUAGCACAUUUAUCUUAGAAAAUGGAAUAACUGGGAUAAAAUCCUCUGUUGAACCAGUCACUGAAGUGGAAUCGUCCUCUGAGUCUACGGAUGAUAAAGAUUCAAGUUUUGUCUUUUCAAUUAGCACGUCUGCUUCAGCAAAUGUAAAUGGAACGGUGGAGACAAUAACUGAUUCUGAUCUAGCUAUUUCUAGCCAAACGAGUGGAUCUGGUGGUGUCGAUGAUGCACCAGGAAGUACAUAUUCAAGCAUAGAUUCAAUUGAUAACGCAAAUGAAGAGGAGAGUAGGACAAUAUCAGAUUCCACUAUUUCAACUCAGAGUUCAACACUGUUUGAGGAAAGUGAAGGCACAAAUUCCACUACUGACAUGGUGAUUGCAAAUUCAAAAGUGACUGAAAUCGAAGUUACUGCACCUGCUGAGAACAGUGCUUUGAUUGAAUUGGGGAGCACUCCCGAAGUGGAUGUCAUAGCUCUCAGUUCUGAUGAGAAAUCUACGAAACUAGAGAGCAGUAAUAUUGAAAAUAGUGUGACAUUAACUAAUGAAACCGAAGCCACCUCUGAAAGUCUCAGUGAGUUGGCACGUACUCAAGCCGAUGAUAUAUUCACAAGCUUCAGCCUAACUAUGACCUCCACUACAACCGCUGUACCUGAAGUAAGUUUGAAGGCCAUUUCAACGGUAGGAAAAUUGGCUUCAGCGGAAACGAAUGGCGAGACUGUAUCAACUAACAUACUCGAAAAAUCAGAAAACAGAACUGAUGAGAUUGAGAAUGAGUUAUUUUCAUCUUCCGUUCCUGAAACUGCAAAAGAAAACCUCGGCGAAACAAGUACUGAAGAUUUUGGAUCUAAAUUGACGGAAUCUGUAGCAACUGAAUCAGGACUGGUUUUGACUUCAUCAAUUUUAUAUAAAUCAUCCGGAUCUACAGAAUUUGAAUUAAGCAGUAGUGAAACCACAAAUUCAAAUUAUAUCACACAAAAUACUGAUUUAACACAAGAAGUGGGAACUGAUACGACCGAAGAAAAUGUUGAAUCUCCGAUAAAGAAUGAAGAUGUAGAACUGAACUCGGAAAUAAAUGAAACCUCGGUAAUAACGGAACGAGUGGAGAUUGUGAGCGAUAAGGUGGUAUCAGCUACUACAGAGGAAAAGCUGCCAACCAAUGGAGAUGAACUUAAAAGCGAAUUCACUUUGACAUCUGAGUCUUCAACUUCAAGUGAAAUGACUACAGAAGAUUUGAGAGCUAAAUCUUCAGAAAUAAUUUCAACUAAAUCAGAAAUCGAUGCAACCUCAUCACCCUUAAUAGGGGGCACAAAUGGGGUUUCGGUACCCAUGGAAGAAGAAGAGACCAAUGAAAAAAUCAUAGUUUCGAUUAAUAGCACUGAAUUAAUAUCAGAAAUGAAAGAUGGCAUCACCACGGAGAAUUCAGAAUUUCCGAAAAUAAUCUUUACUCUAAAUCGCACUUCUAUGGAACCAAGUACGAUGGUUGGAACAGAAGAAAAUUUGGGUAGUCAGUCUUUUACUCCCGAAAUAUUUUCAACAACGGCUGUUACGACUGAAACUAAUGAGACUGUUUCGGAAGAAGGAGAAAAGUUAACGGAAUUAAACACAUUUAUGGAAAUGUGGAAUACGUCAACAAUUUCCACCUCUAAAACAGAAGGACUUCCUUCAGAAAGUAGCGAAAUUAGCAAAGAAGAUAUAAGUGCAGUCAGUUCGUUUCAAACUUUUAACUCAUUCGAAACAGAUAUUUCACCAAUUACAAAAACCUCCGAAUUUCCAAUUAUUACUUCAUUGAAAAUGGAUGAAAUAGUUGAAUCUAUUAGGAGUAGCACAGAGUCUAAUUCUGAAGCAAGAAUAUCAAGUUUGGAAACUGAGUAUUUCUCUGAUAGUAUCGACCUGAGUUCUGCAUUCUCAAGUUUUCCUGCAUCUUCAGAGAAAGUAACCAAAAGUGGAAUGAGCUCUGCAGAAAAAGACAUGUCCUCUGAAACAACUGACGCAGAAUCAAAAAUUUCAGAUUCGAAUUUCAUAUCCAGUGAGCAUGAAAGCACAAGUUUGGUUCAUGAAAAACAGGACACUUCAGAUAUCUCGGUCACAACUUCAUUUCUUCCUAAUGCUGCUAAAACGGAGAAUCUUGAGUAUGCAGAACAGAGCACGAUUAAUGAAUUUGAAAGCACUGAGUUAAGCGCUGAACUUAACGAGACUGAAGAUGCAAAGGCGGUAGAUGAAAAUCUAGACAGUAAUGAAAGUUUGGGAUCAAGUUCAACCACUUCUGAAGAUGGAAUGGAAUCUUCUCAAGAAGAAGUUGAAACCAGUGAAAAUAGUUACACUAAAAUCACAUGGAAAGCAUCUUCUGAAGGUGAGAAAACGAUAGUAACAGAAAAGAUGGAAGAGUACAUCAGUACUGAAGCUAUUGAUGUUGGAAACGAAACAACGAUAAAAGGGGUUGAAGAUUUAACCUUUGCAUCUAAAACUGAAAGCGUCCAUGAAAGCUCUGGAUCAAGUCCAGCAGCCUUUAAUACUGAGAAGACGUCCACAGCAUAUCGUAUCACUGAGGAAUCGACUUAUUUGGAGGGUGUUAGAUCCAGUGAUUCAAGUUCCACCGAAGAAACUGAUGAAGCAAUGUUGCAAUCUAUUGCUACCAACGCGGAGCAGUUUGCAACAAUAGAAAUUAUAAAUGUUACCACAGAUUUCACACCUUUUGAUCCUGGCGAAACGAUAACUGCUGAAUCAAUAGUUGUCAAUGAAUCUGAAGUAGAAUCUGAACCAGUGGCCGCAGAGAUUACUGAAAACACACUUUCACCCACUGAUUUAGGUGAAGAAAAAAUUUUGUCUUCUUUCCAAACCGACUCAGCUUCAGAGAAAUUGUCUUCCACUUCCCCAACAUCUACUCCGGUAUCCAACUGCGACCCGAUGAUUAUCUCUUUUUGCCAGAUGCUUUCUCGAAGUAUCGUCGAUUCAGGACUGCAGAAUACCGAUACGACCACUACCGCUACUGAAAUAAUCACAACGACAGAAGAACCAACAACUACCCCCAGUCCUCUCGCUGAUGAUGAAUAUCCGUCAACUGCCCAAAUUGCGUCAGAAAAUGACACUUCAACUUUGUCUACAAUUAUAUCAUAUACGAGUGAUACUAUCAGCCAAGCAGAACAUGGAUAUUUAAUUCCAAUUGUAGAUCUCUCAGAUAUGUCAGUUAAAAUCCUUAAUACCGAAGAGAACCGAAUAGUUGAAGAAGCCUGGAUAAGCAAUGGCUAUAUUCAAUUUGAGAAUGGGUCAUCCCUUCCAAUUCGAGAUGUCCAAGGCAUUUCACCCCCAGAUAAAGCCGCUAAUAAUGUUCGCAUUUCGAUAAACUUAGAUGACGGAACGACGAGUUUGGUUAAUUUGGAAACAGGGACUGUUAUCAUGUCCCAGAAAUCCUCGCAGGGAAUUCCUCCAGAAAUAAUGAGAAACUAUAGUGAAGGCGCACUCUUAGAAAUUUUGUCCGGGAAUAUGGCAAUCCAGGUGGACACGUUUCAUGGAGAAUUUACAGUUCAGAAUGCCAUUUCGGCUGAAAUACAGUUGGUUCAAGAGAUAAUAGACAGUAUAAUCUAUUUAGCCAACGGUGAUGAAAUUCGACUGCCUACCACAGGUAAUGACUAUGAGGCUCUAUCAAUUGAUGCUCUCAGUGGAAUAGUUCGAACUAUAAAUAAAGAAACUGGAGAAGUCAAAACAAUUCUAACAACUACCCUAGAACCUGAAAUUAUAACUGAUGUUGCUGCACAGGAGACGAGCGAAGAAACCAUCACUCUAACAACAGUAGAAUCAACUCCCGAGAAUGAAAUUACUACAGAAAUGGAAGUCACUAAAAGCCCAGAGGUCUCAGAUACCAGUGAUGUUACGACUGGUGAAUCUUCCUCUGCUCUCUCAUCGGAAGAAAUUUUCACAGAAACCAUGUCCUCUGAAAUGAACGUAACAGCUCAUCCUGGAACUGAACCGUUAACAGAAUCGAAUGAUGAUCAAUCUGAUCCUUCAAAGGAGAGUUCGACGUCUACAACGCCUGAGGCUAUACAAACCCCGGUAACGAGUCAAGAUCAUGGAGAGUUUAUUACUGAAACUUCGGAAGUAACUACACAUACUUCAAAUGAUAAAAAUGACACCACUGAAAACGUGACUUUUAGUGAGGACCAAGAUAUUUCUUCAACUGAAAUGCCAACAACCACGAAUGACUUCACCACAGGUAUUUCAGAAGGCGAAACAGACAUCAUUGAAUCUGCGGGAUCUGAGACUACGUCUGUUACUUUCAGUGAUCAAGAGGAAACAGCAACUCUACAGGUUAAAACAUCUGAUGUUUCUUCCGAUUCUCAAAUGACCGUUGACUCAUCUGAAGUUACACCAAAUCCACUUACUAAACAAACAGAUAGCGAAGUUCCUACAGAUGCGGAAGAAGUCAGUGAACCCGAAGACUCGGAGUGGACUGAAUUCCCCGAAGUUCCAAAUGCUACUUCAACGUUAAAACCGGAUUGUUAUUGCCUUGAGAAGAUACUGACUCCUGACCUUGUCGAAAAACUUCGUGAAAAUAAAGCUGCGGAUCUUGACACAAAAUUACUAUUGAAUCUCUGCCUUACUUUCAGGACAAAAUAUACGAUGAAUUAUUUAGGACACCGUCAUUUCUCCAAGUCGUGCGAGAUAUUAUUGACGAAUACUUUGAGCGGCCGUUUCUUGAAUGUUCGGUUGCAGGAAAUUAUGGAGCUUUACAAACCUAAAUGCGACUGUCCGGUCAACAACGGCUGCUCUUGUCCAAGCCCAGAAACACCACCGGCAUACAAUGUCAGCUCUUCUUCAAAGCACAUUCUUGGUGCCCUUAAGGAUAUGUCUAAUGGGGCAAUCAUCAUGAGCAAUAAGACCACACUAACGAAAAUUGCCAGCGGUCUUGCUCUUGGAAGCAUGGUCUACUUAAAUACGGAGAAUAUGUUCUAUCUCAAAGUUGAUGAAAAAGAGAACAUCUGGCGAACCAUUGAUAUGGCAAGUUUUCGGCCAUGUUCAAAGAAACCAAAUACACAAAGCGAAUCAGUUCAUAUUCCCGAACCUGCAACGACAACCACAACCACUGUAAAGCCAACUUUGUCAGAAAAUCUUAUCGGAAGGAGUCUAAUACUGGUUGGCCAUAAUGAGCCACUAAACGGACAGCUUCGAUUUGGUGCAAAAUUAAGUGGAGGACAUUCAAGUGCCAUUUUCGCAUGUCAGCGAGCUGCCAAGCGCUACAAUGUCUCUCACAUAUUCUACCCUCUCAUGAACACUGAUAUGUUCAGCAUGGACUAUGUCGUACCACCAAUGUACAGAUAUGAUAUGCCCAUCGUUAACAUUAGGGGCGAUGUUAUAUUCGAUGAUUUCAUGCACAUGAUCAAUGCCCAGCAGGCCCCAAUGGCCUCUAUUUACACAUUUGAUGGAAAGGAAUUGGAUUCUGAUCCUACUGUGCCUUGUGCUUGGAUAGGAGCAAAGCCGGUUUAUUUGAAUGGUGAUUAUGAAUUUGCCGCACGGGCGAAAUGUCGUAACUGGCAGUCUCGAGAGCCUACAGAAACGGGACUAGCUGUUCAUAUACCAAUGAACAACAAUGCGAACGCCUUUUUUGACCAAUCAAAUCUCUACAAUGAGUCGUGCGCUAAACGGUGCAGCGGAGAUGAUUGUGUUUUAACAUUCAUAUUUCGUUAG
Molecule: messenger RNA, 13870 nt
Organism: Rodentolepis nana
Lineage: Eukaryota; Metazoa; Platyhelminthes; Cestoda; Cyclophyllidea; Hymenolepididae
Source: the annotation of a GenBank genome assembly